Messenger RNA from Ochotona curzoniae (black-lipped pika), 931 nucleotides. RefSeq names its product sulfotransferase family 6B member 1 (gene SULT6B1). Lineage: Eukaryota; Metazoa; Chordata; Mammalia; Lagomorpha; Ochotonidae. Gene Ontology annotation, molecular function: sulfotransferase activity. Gene Ontology annotation, biological process: sulfation. The record is from RefSeq and is a predicted model, not a curated record. The transcript is spliced from 7 exons. Gene Ontology annotation, cellular component: cytoplasm. The coding region runs from base 1 to 912 and encodes 303 amino acids.
AUGGCUGAAAACUCCAAAUUUAUCAAAUACAUUGAUAAAGCUUUGGAAAAAUCGAAAGAAACUGCGCUUUCUCGCUUAUUUUUCACCUAUCAAGAGAUUCUUUACCCAGUCACCAUGUGUACCUUUGAAACUUUCCAAGCCCUGGACACCUUUGAAGCCAGAAGUGAUGACAUUGUGCUAGCAUCUUAUCCAAAGUGUGGCUCGAAUUGGAUUCUACACAUUGUCAGUGAAUUAUUAUUUGCUGCUUCUAAAAAAAAGUAUGAACAUUCAGAAUUCCCUGUACUUGAAUGUGGGGACUCAGGAAAAUAUCAGAGAAUGAAGCAGUUUCCAUCGCCAAGGAUUAUGACAACUCACCUGCGUUAUGACAGAUUACCCGGCUCCAUCAUCACAAAGAAGGCCAAGAUUUUGGUUAUAUUUCGGAACCCUAAAGAUACGGCAGUAUCUUUUUUUCAUUUCCACAACAAUGUCCCUGAUAUUCCCAGCUAUGGUUCCUGGGAUGAAUUCUUCAGACACUUCAUGAAAGGAGAAGUUUCUUGGGGAAGUUAUUUUGAUUUUGCAAUGAGUUGGAACAAGCAUCUUGAUGAUGAAAACGUUAAGUUCAUACUAUAUGAAGACCUAAAAGAGAAUCUGGCCACUGGAAUAAAGCAAACUGCUGAGUUCUUUGGAUUCUCUGUAACUGAGCAGCAAAUUCAAGCUAUCUCAUCCCAGAGCACCUUCCACGCAAUGCGAGCCAAGUCACAGGAAACACACGGUGCUGUUGGACCUUACCUGUUCCGCAAAGGUGAAGUUGGUGACUGGAAAAAUUUGUUCAGUGAAACUCAGAACCAGGAAAUGGAUGAAAAAUUCAAAGCAUGCCUGACAGGCACUCCCCUGGGAGCGAAGCUGAAGUACGAAUCAUAUUGCCAAGCUUGAAUCUGCUCCAUUCAGCAGG